Molecule: messenger RNA, 1346 nt
Organism: Radiomyces spectabilis
Lineage: Eukaryota; Fungi; Mucoromycota; Mucoromycetes; Mucorales; Radiomycetaceae
Exons: 4
Coding region: 440-1192 (250 amino acids)
Cellular component (GO): cytoplasm
Molecular function (GO): oxidoreductase activity, acting on a sulfur group of donors, disulfide as acceptor
Source: RefSeq, a predicted model, not a curated record
GAUCUUUGCAGAUCCAUUGAGAGGACGGCGUCUCUCUAUAUCUCUGACGGGCGGACUUGGAAGUAACCAUUUGUGAUUGGAGCGGAAAUGAUGCAUUUUGCUUGGGUUGACGUUUCUCCGCUGCUGGCUUCAGGCCUGCUAAUUUCCGUCAUGGUUGCCUUUUUUUGUCGCUGAAAGGAUAAUGACUCGAAUCGCUGAACUCAAGCAACGACUACUUCAUCCCUAUUAUAUUAUUCAUUCCGUUUACGGAGGCUUCUAUAUACUGUACAAGCUCAGUAGGCUGGCCACCAAUGGCCCUUCUGAAUUCUCGGUAAGUUAUUGUUGUUCCUCGCCAUGGCAGUUGACUCCAUGACGACAUUCAAGUGACAUGUUUUUUUUUCUUCAUGGUCUUUAACGUGUGAAAAACAAACAAAAAAAGAAUAAUGACUUGAAGGCUUAUAUGGCACUGGGAUGUCUUUCGCUCUGGAAGUGUGUUAUGGCCUCCACUGCCGAAGAACUUGCAAGUGUGGUCAUCCUUUACACUAAAUUUUUUACGGUGUGUAAUUUAUACUGGAAAUUUGGCAUGUGGCGAACCGUUUUCUAUAUAUUUGGCUGGAUUGCCAUUUCAACUUUAUUCCCGCAACCAUGGUACCAAGGACCGACGAAAAUCAUCGAAUUAACAGAGAGUGCUUUCAGACAACGGGUCCUCAAACCGAGCAAGAAAUCGAGCGCGAAGAACACCAUGCCCAUAGAGGACAUCGAAGGCCCUCGCAUCACUGAAGUUCACAGUGACAGCGCCGAGGAAUCGUCGGCCUCUUCUGCGUCCGUCAAGUACUGGGUCGUCAUGUUAUAUGCGAAUUGGUCAGUCUCCUGUCUCAACUUUGAAGGCAUUCUCGCCCAUCUUUCACUCCAGUACACAAGAGAUCAUAUGAAAUUUGGCAAAGUGGACGUGGAUCUGUACCCGGAUAUUGCCCAGGAAUUUGGCAUUAGCCGUGACCCGGCUUCGUUUGAUCUGCCUACUUUGGUCUUGUUCCAGAACGGAACCGAGAUCAGACGGCUGCCAGAAUUGACCAUCAAAAAGGAAAACAAUGGUCAAACAGCAUCCAAGGCCGAUGCAGCCAAGGAUACAAUUACGCGACUAGGUUGGAGCAAGAAAGCCGGAACGGUGAUCCGAAGUUUCCAAUUAGAUAAUCUGGCUGCUGAUAGACGAUGAUUUGCUUGUAGCUUUCCCAUAAAAUAUAGAUCAAGUAUAUUCCAUAGCUAUUAUACAUCUAAUCGGCUUCUUCUGGCAAUUCAUAAUUUCAUGCGUGAUUGCGCCGAGGCUGAAUUAAUAGAAUAUGCCAUUGGCUAUUUUUAUUCUGUUGCAC